Molecule: messenger RNA, 1287 nt
Organism: Bacidia gigantensis
Lineage: Eukaryota; Fungi; Ascomycota; Lecanoromycetes; Lecanorales; Ramalinaceae
Exons: 4
Coding region: 1-1287 (428 amino acids)
Biological process (GO): protein phosphorylation; regulation of vacuole fusion, non-autophagic; vacuolar protein processing
Cellular component (GO): cytoplasm; Golgi apparatus
Molecular function (GO): protein serine/threonine kinase activity; ATP binding
Source: RefSeq, a predicted model, not a curated record
AUGUCUGGCUUCAUGCAGAACCAAUAUACGCCUCUGGGCAACUUCUCACAUCUCUUUAUGGACGUGAUAUCAUCAUUGACCAACUGCUUCUUCUGUUUUCCUAACUCGCCGCAAUUGAAGAUCAACAACCGAAGUUUCAAGCUACAACAUCUGCUCGGCGAGGGCGGCUUCUCCUACGUCUACCUCGUUUCCGAAAGCUCCACCUCCGAGCUCUACGCCCUCAAAAAGAUCCGCUGCCCCUUCGGCCAAGAAUCCGUCUCCCUCGCCCUGAAAGAAGUAGAAGCAUAUGCGCUCUUCUCGCCGCACCCGCACAUAAUCCACGCAAUCGAUCAUUCUGUCGUGUCCUCCUCAAACUCCAGCGGCGCGGACAAAACAGUCUAUAUCCUGCUCCCAUACUACCGCCGGGGCAACCUCCAGGAUGCCAUCAACGCCAAUCUCGUCAACCAUACACACUUCCCGGAGCGGAGACUGAUGGUGUUGUUCUUGGGGGUGGCGAGGGCGCUGAGGGCGAUGCAUCAGUAUCGGGUCAAAGGCGCGCCGGGGGGUGAGGCAAGUCAGAGGAAGGCGAAGGAGCUGAGGAAGGAAGCGGAGGAGGAGGAUGCAGAUGCGAAGAGGAAGGCGCAGAAACGGAGGAAGAAUACUCAAGGGAUGGAGACUGAUGGCGAAGAUGCGAGUAAGCCGUUGAUGGAGGGGGAGGUCACAAGGGCGCAGGAGGGAGUUGGGGAGGGCGAGCUGAGGCCUUAUGCGCAUAGGGAUGUGAAGCCUGGCAACAUCAUGAUCUCUGACUCUGGCACGACCCCCAUUCUCAUGGACUUAGGCUCGUUAGCACCCAGUCCCACAGCCAUAACCUCCCGCAGUCUGGCCCUCCAAGUCCAGGACACGGCCGCCGAACACUCGACCAUGCCCUACCGCGCGCCCGAGCUUUUCGACGUAAAGACGGGCACCAUCAUAGACACCAAAGUCGAUGUCUGGUCAUUCGGGUGCACGCUCUUCGCUUGUCUUGUGGGCAAGAGCCCGUUUGAGAUGCGCAGUGAUGAGACUGGCGGGAAUUUCCGGAUGAGAGGAGGGGGAAAGGAUAAAGGGAAGGGAAAGGGGCAGGCUAAUGGGCAAGCAAAUGGAUCGGGAGAGGGCAAGAAGGAGGACGGAAAGAUUGGUGAGCGUGUGAAGGAGGUGGUGAGAUGUUGUUUGAAAGUUGAGCCGGCAGAGAGGCCGGAUAUUGAUGAGUUGAUACGCAUGCUUGAGGAUGUGAUUGCCGACUCACCGGAAGAUGAUGGUGGCGAGCUGUAA